AUGGCUAGAAGGACGCAACGAACGAACCUACCAAAGGACGUAACUGAUCACCGCUUCUUGCAAUUCCCACGAACCUUGAAUGAUGAAAAUCGUGGCAAAUAUGUGAACAAUUUGAGUUUGUUGCUCAUUAAAGAAAUUAACGUUGCACCUUCAUUCGACUGGAGUUUGGCAUCCCAAACUGGACUUGAUGAGCUGAUCCGGAAUUUUUUGCAAUACAUCCACUUAGAUGCGAGUGGUGUGUCUUUGUUCGAGUGUAGCGCAAGUGAGCUUUCAACUAGAGUUGGGAUUUAUACUGCAAACGAGACUAGGAGUGUCCACUUCCUGACAUUCCUUGUUGAUUGUGUUACAACACGGUCGAAUGACUACAAUGAAAAUACUUUUUGGGCUGAGAUUACUGGGGGAGUUUACAUACCAUCUACUGCCCGGGGGAAGAUGAUUCGGUCUACCUGUAACACCCCGUUCUAA
This is a messenger RNA of Lactuca saligna, 465 nucleotides long. The record is from the annotation of a GenBank genome assembly. NCBI's taxonomy places the organism in Eukaryota, Viridiplantae, Streptophyta, Magnoliopsida, Asterales, Asteraceae.